AUCUAACUUUCGAAGCGAUGGCCUCAGGCCCGAUCGUGGAAAACAGACGCGUUGCUAAUUUAAACAUUUCUACCAAUCAUGGCAGGUAAAAAAUCGACAUAUCGUUUUUACAAUGAUAUCUAAAUAUGCGUAGGAUAUCGGCCAGCGGGACGGACAGGAAGGUGACGUUUUGCACGGACGUGGACAAAUCCGUAAUAGUUCAUAAUUUUGAGAAGCGAGGGUGGGUUCAAGUCGGCCCGGAGGACGACUGGAAUUUUUAUUGGGCAGCCACGCAGUCCUGCAGAAACAUAUUCAGCGUGGAAACCGGAUACAGGAUGGACGACAAACAGAUGAUCAAUCAUUUCCCGAACCAUUACGAGUUGACGCGUAAGGAUCUGUUAGUGAAAAAUAUAAAGCGUUACCGGAAGGAGUUGGAGCGCGAAGGAAAUCCCCUCGCGGAACGAGGGGACGGACCGGGGAAAUAUCUCUAUCUCGAUUUCAUUCCGGUCACGUUUGUUUUACCCGCAGAUUAUAACAUGUUCGUGGAGGAAUACCGGAAAUCGCCGCAGAGCACGUGGAUCAUGAAACCGUGCGGUAAAUCGCAGGGCGCCGGGAUAUUUCUAAUCAAUAAAUUGAGUAAACUGAAGAAAUGGUCCCGCGAGGCGAAGAACCCCUUCAAUCCUAAUCUGACGAAAGAAUCCUACGUGAUAUCUAGAUACAUCGACAAUCCGCUCUUGAUCGGUGGGAAAAAAUUCGAUCUCCGGUUGUACGUCUUGAUCUCGUCCUUCCGACCACUGAAAGCGUACUUAUUCAAACUCGGAUUCUGUCGAUUCUGCACGGUGAAGUACGACACGAGUAUUCAAGAAUUAGACAACAUGUACGUUCACCUGACAAACGUCUCUGUGCAGAAGCAUGGGGAAGAGUACAACAGCAAACACGGUGGUAAGUUGAGCGUACACAAUCUGAGAUUGUAUCUGGAGAGCACGCGUGGAAAGGCGGUCACGGAAAAGCUGUUCGCGAACAUCACCUGGUGCAUCGUGCACUCCCUGAAGGCUGUUACCCCGGUAAUGGCGAACGACCGACACUGUUUCGAGUGCUACGGCUACGAUAUCAUCAUCGACAACGAUCUCAAACCAUGGCUGAUCGAGGUUUUCAAUAUUAUAAUUCGUGUUAAUCUCCAUUCUCGCUGCUGUCUAAUCGCGUUAAAAUUCGAUCUUUCACGUUCGAAGGUAAACGCUUCUCCGUCGCUGACGUCUACCACGGUGAACGAUCGAAUUUUGAAAUACAAACUGAUCGACAAUAUAAUUUCGAUCGUCGUGCCACCCGAUGGAAGCCCAGACGUGAAAUGGAACAAGUGUCCACCGCCAGAAGCUCUGGGAAAUUUCGAGCUUCUCCUGGACGAGGACAUAUGCGCUCAAGACGAAAAGGAAUACUCCGGCAAGUGUCGGAGUUCUUCGAGCAAGUGGAACAAGUUCUCAACUGGUACCAAAUGACGUAAUGAAUAAACUGGUUACGA
Messenger RNA from Ceratina calcarata, 1495 nucleotides. It is a transcript of the gene TTLL1B, whose product is annotated as Tubulin tyrosine ligase-like 1B. The transcript has 8 exons. Gene Ontology annotation, cellular component: ciliary basal body. The record is from RefSeq and is a predicted model, not a curated record. Gene Ontology annotation, biological process: microtubule cytoskeleton organization; protein polyglutamylation. NCBI's taxonomy places the organism in Eukaryota, Metazoa, Arthropoda, Insecta, Hymenoptera, Apidae. Gene Ontology annotation, molecular function: tubulin binding; tubulin-glutamic acid ligase activity.